GGCCCUCAUCGCGUCUACUCUCCUAUUACGACUGACGUUGGACAACAAAGAUGGCGGCAGGAACCAGCAAUUACUGGGAAGAUCUCAGGAAACAGGCUCGACAGCUGGAAAAUGAACUUGACCUGAAACUAGUUUCCUUCAGUAAACUAUGUACAAGUUACAGUCACAGUAGUUCCCGAGAUGGAAGACGCGACAGGUAUAGUUCCGACACAACACCCCUUUUAAAUGGAUCAAGCCAAGACAGAAUGUUUGAGACAAUGGCAAUUGAGAUUGAACAGCUUUUGGCAAGGCUUACAGGGGUAAAUGAUAAAAUGGCAGAAUAUACCAACAGUGCAGGUGUCCCUUCCUUGAAUGCAGCACUGAUGCAUACAUUACAGCGACACAGAGACAUAUUACAGGAUUAUACUCAUGAAUUCCAUAAAACCAAAGCAAACUUUAUGGCAAUACGGGAAAGGGAGAAUCUCAUGGGAUCAGUACGAAAGGAUAUUGAGUCAUAUAAAAGUGGGUCCGGAGUAAACAACAGAAGAACUGAACUGUUUUUAAAAGAACAUGACCACCUUCGAAACUCAGAUCGUCUGAUAGAAGAGACAAUAAGCAUUGCUAUGGCAACAAAAGAAAAUAUCACUUCACAGAGAGGAAUGUUAAAGUCAAUUCACAGCAAAAUGAACACUUUGGCCAUGUUUUUGUAUCCUGUUGAGGAAUCUUUGCCUACCCCGAAGGCCAUGAAGAUAUUCUCCAAUGUUUUCUUCUAGAAGCUGUAUUGUUUUUCUUUUCUGUUUAGAACUAUAAUCAUUUUACAAUUGA
This is a messenger RNA of Galeopterus variegatus (Sunda flying lemur), 804 nucleotides long. It is a transcript of the gene GOSR1, whose product is annotated as golgi SNAP receptor complex member 1. The coding region runs from base 51 to 752 and encodes 233 amino acids. Gene Ontology annotation, cellular component: Golgi membrane; cis-Golgi network; Golgi medial cisterna. The transcript is spliced from 9 exons. Gene Ontology annotation, molecular function: SNAP receptor activity. Gene Ontology annotation, biological process: vesicle fusion; endoplasmic reticulum to Golgi vesicle-mediated transport. NCBI's taxonomy places the organism in Eukaryota, Metazoa, Chordata, Mammalia, Dermoptera, Cynocephalidae. The record is from RefSeq and is a predicted model, not a curated record.